AUGAAUCGUCUUAGCUUGCUUUUACUCUUAGUAGAGAUUGUAAAAUCAUUUACCGCUGUUAUUGCUGAAGGAACAUGUGAUCAGAAUCCUUAUGAGAUUUGUACUGCUGUGAAUAGGACAGGUGUAUUGGCCAAUUCUACUAACCUGAAGAUACUUACAGAUCUGCUUACUGAAAAAGAUGUGGAGAAAGCUUAUGUUUAUGGAUGGGAAGAUCAUAAAGAUUUGUAUGUCUUGUACUCUAAUGGUACGCUUGUGCCGUAUAUCAAAGAUAGGAUUACUAGUAAAUAUGCUUUGUGUGUUGGUGAUUGUCCGUGUAAACCGAAAAUAUUGGGUGCAGAUAGUAAUACGUCGUGUUGUGGUAAAAAAGAUAAGCCAGUUGUGGAAUCAUGUUGUGGUAAAAAAGAUAAGCCAGUCGUGGAAUCGUGUUGUGGUAAAAAAGAUAAGCCAGUCGUGGAAUCAUGUUGUGGUAAAAAGGAUAAGCCAGUUGUGGAAUCAUGUUGUGGUAAAAAAGAUCAAAUCAAAAUUGCUUCGCCGUGUUGUGGCAAAAAAGAUCAAAUCAAAAUUGCUUCGCCGUGUUGUGGUAAAAAAGAUCAAAUCAAAAUUGCUUCGCCGUGUUGCACAUCAGAAAGAACACCAAGUUAUGUCAGAGAACCCGAUAAAGAUUGUAAGUCAUGCUGUGCACUAUCUAACCAACAGAAUGAAUCUAAUGCUUACCGCCGAAAUCGUAGACAACGAAGAUUGCGCAGACGUAAAAGACAUCAACGAAGAAAUGAAUCAUCAUCAAAUGAAAGUACAAAUAAUUCAAAUAACGAAAGUUCUUCGCCUUAUUAUCGAUGUUAUCCAAUACCUACCAUUAGGUUUGAAGAAUAUGCAGAGGAAGUACCUUUCUCACCAGCACCGGUUAUUACGUCGUGCUUAACAACAGAAUCCAAAUCAUUCGAAAUUGAGUCUAUCAAUGAAAACUUCUUUACUCUUUUAGCCAAAGAGGAACUUAAUAAAGUUAGGAAAAAAGAGAUGGUAAUAGCAGUAAAUGAAGGAAAACUAUUUGAUAUUCCUAGGAAGUUGUAUGAUCCAUGGUUCCUGUAUGGGUUAAAACGUAGGAUUAGUAGGGAUCACCGUGUUAAAGCGUGUCUUUACAUAUCCGAUGAUGAUCAAUUGUUCGCAAUGAUCAACGGAAAGCUAUUCUUAGUUGAUACAACAGAUAACAAUAUAAAACUGGAAAUUGUACAUAAAGAAAAAUUGGGUUGUCUGGAGUUACAUGAGAUAGUAUUCCGCAUGUAA
Molecule: messenger RNA, 1281 nt
Organism: Vairimorpha ceranae
Lineage: Eukaryota; Fungi; Microsporidia; Nosematidae
Product: spore wall and anchoring disk complex protein
Exons: 1
Coding region: 1-1281 (426 amino acids)
Source: RefSeq, a predicted model, not a curated record